ACGAACCCUAACACCAUUGUUGAAAUUACAGAAUACUUCACUCGCAAAUCGCUCCUUGUGAUCGGUAUUCAUAUUGUCGAGAACAAUGAAGGUGAUCGCCGCCUAUUUACUUGCCGUGUUGGGAGGGAACACGACCCCUUCCGCCGAUGACCUAAAGGACAUCCUUGGCUCUGGUAUACCUUUUCUUUUUCCAAUUUCAACCCUUCAUGAUAAACCUUUAUUUUGUUUCAUUUUUUCUCAAUCAUUGUCGUUUGGAGCAGAAGCGGAUGAUGAUAACAUCGGCGUUCUCUUGUCUGAAUUGAAGGGUAAAGACAUAGCAGAGGUUAUUGCCUCCGGCAGGGAAAAGUUAGCCUCAGUUCCUUCUGGUGGUGGUGGUGCCGCCGUUGCCGUCGCUGCUGCUUCUGGUGGUGGCGGUGGCGCUGCUGCUCCAGCAGCCGCCGAAUCAAAGAAAGAGGAAAAGGUGGAGGAAAAAGAGGAAUCAGACGAUGACAUGGGUUUCAGUCUCUUUGAUUAAUUGGUAGGCCGUUCAAUCUUUGUCCAGGACAUAUCCACAAUCUAUAGCUCUUUAGUUUUUUGUUAAUGUAGUAUUCAUGCCAAUGAUCUAUUUAUGGUCUGAAGAAUUCAGUUUAAUGUUUUCAGUUUUCUUUCGUUAUGUUAUGGAAUUUUUGUC
Molecule: messenger RNA, 670 nt
Organism: Gastrolobium bilobum
Lineage: Eukaryota; Viridiplantae; Streptophyta; Magnoliopsida; Fabales; Fabaceae
Product: large ribosomal subunit protein P2B-like
Exons: 3
Coding region: 86-514 (142 amino acids)
Biological process (GO): cytoplasmic translational elongation
Cellular component (GO): ribosome; cytosolic large ribosomal subunit
Molecular function (GO): structural constituent of ribosome
Source: RefSeq, a predicted model, not a curated record